AUGGAGCAGAUAGCGGAAGCAUUUGAGGAGGCUAGGAUAGUCGUCCCAAGCAGGCACAAUGAAAAAGGAAUGUGCUUGGAGGUUCUCAUGCACCAAUCCGAACACAGGUUUAACUUGGUUCGUACAUAUUACCAAUGGUUCCAGAACUACUCUUAUACACAACCCGAGCACCUGCCCGAGUUUGGAGAGUUUGCUGACGUCUACUAUAAGAAUAAUAUUGUCUCGCGUGUGACACUUCAGAAUAACUACAUGGCAUUUGGAGGCACAAACUGGGGCCAUAGCGCCGCUUCAGAGCCAUUACCAUUCCAGAAAAAAUAUCUCGACGGUCGCCAAAGCAAGAUCAUUGUCACAGACUACAAAAUUGGCAAAGAUUAUUCCCUAACAUACGCAACACUUAACGUGGAUAUCACCAGUGAUAAUUCUAACUCGACUUGGAUAGAAGUGUAUACAGGCGAUGAAAGGGAGACGAGUGUGCGCUGGAACGGGGAGCUUAUUUACGGCAGUCUGAUCGGCUCUGUCCCUGGAAUGGACGAUAUCGAGAUCUCCCUUCCCUCGCUAAGCUCCUGGAGGGCGCUUGGUACACUUCCUGAAUUAACCCGGCUCAUGAUGACUCUAAGUGGACGAUCUGUAACCGGCAGAAGUUGGUCAAUUCGAUCGCUCCGCUUUCCCUUUCGGUGCUUGACUCAGGUAACUAUGGAUAUCACACGGGAACCAAGAUUUACUGUGGACGAUUCGACGGACAAAAUGCUACUGGAGGCUAAUGUCACGGUUCAAUAUGGCGCAGCCGCUGGAUGGACGGCGUGGCUGAACGGUGUUUACGUGGGAGGGUUGUCCGGGGCCCCGACAAUGUCGCAACUUGGGAUGUGCUCAAACUAUACCGGUCAUAAUCAGAAUAGUCAGAAGUCAAUGGGCACUCAAAAAUCCGCGGGGAAUCAUGAGGGCCACACUAAGCGGAGGCAAUUUUACACUUAUGUCGCAUCCAAGGAAAUGCAGGUUGAGAGAAGAACAUCAACCCAGAGUGUCCGAUUCUCUACUACAAGCUUCACACUAGAUUUGGAUGAGAAAUUGGACGUUCCCAUUGGGCUCGAGUUGCAAGCGCUGGCUAACACAGAGGCGGUCGUGCAGACAUUUAUGAAUGGGUAUCAGUUUGGCCACUAUCUCCCGCAUAUUGGACCACAGAACCUGUACCCAUUCCCGCCGGGGGUGAUCAACAAUCGGGGAGAGAAUUCAUUAGCGAUCAGCAUGUGGACAUUAACGGACGCGGGGGCGAGACUAGAGCAGGUGGAGCUGAAGGCCUAUGCAAAAUAUCGCAGUGGAGUUAAUUUCAAUCAGGAUUGGAGUUAUCUGCAGCCGGGUUGGACGGACCGUAAGGAGUAUGUGUGA
Messenger RNA from Aspergillus alliaceus, 1383 nucleotides. RefSeq lists its product as uncharacterized. NCBI's taxonomy places the organism in Eukaryota, Fungi, Ascomycota, Eurotiomycetes, Eurotiales, Aspergillaceae. The record is from RefSeq and is a predicted model, not a curated record. Bases 1 to 1383 code for a protein of 460 amino acids. The transcript is spliced from 7 exons.